AUGCCACUCACACCCGUCUCUCAGCCGCCUCACGCAAUUAGCCAGGCCGAACAUGACCAGCUCACGUCCUCGACGCCCGCGAGCUUUGACGACAUCCCACCCGUCCUUCGAUGGGAGGGCGACGCUGAAGUGAGCCUCGCGGUGCCGAGCUGGACUGCGUGGGACACGGCCAACGGCGACACCGGAGAGGGAGCACAUGGCGUAUCCCACCGCGUCCCGGGACGGAUGUACGUCACUGAGCAAAACGUUGCAUUCAUUCCGACGGAGCAGCAGGGAUUCGCCCUCCCCUUCCCCAGCCUCACUCUACAUGCACUCACUCCUGCUGGACUGCAACCCGCCCAUAUUUAUUGCCAGAUCGACGAGGGUGAUACAAAUGACGAGGAUGAGUACUCUGCGCUGGCUGAGAUGCGGGUCUUUGUCGCCAAUGACCAAUUGACACCUCUGUUUGAGGCGCUGUCGGCUUGUUCUGCGCUGCAUGCCAGUCGACUCCCGACCGGCGAAACUUCCAGCUUCCUUGGUUUCGCGGACGACGAGGACGAGGACGAGGACUGGGAGGACGACCAGUUCGAUGACGCCGACGAACCGGCGGGCGGAAGGCUGGAUACAAACAAGAACGGGGCACCAAAGACGAGCGCAAAGCUGAAAAAGACGAGAGACGAGGCAGGAGCUGGCGACGCGGAGAAUGACGAUCCCAUCUCCCAGUUCCUGGCAAAGGUCGACUGGACUGGCGUGGAGUCCGACGGGACGUGGGUCGACGUGCCCGGCAGCUCGCUCCAGAGCCAACUUGACGUGGCCAACCAGCGCAUCGCCGAGCUCGAGGCGAAGCUGCGCGAGGCCGGGCUGGGGCCAUAG
Molecule: messenger RNA, 852 nt
Organism: Cutaneotrichosporon cavernicola
Lineage: Eukaryota; Fungi; Basidiomycota; Tremellomycetes; Trichosporonales; Trichosporonaceae
Exons: 4
Coding region: 1-852 (283 amino acids)
Biological process (GO): mRNA cis splicing, via spliceosome; spliceosomal snRNP assembly
Cellular component (GO): spliceosomal complex; cytosol; pICln-Sm protein complex
Source: RefSeq, a predicted model, not a curated record